This is a messenger RNA of Arachis duranensis, 2067 nucleotides long. RefSeq names its product pentatricopeptide repeat-containing protein At3g14730. The record is from RefSeq and is a predicted model, not a curated record. Gene Ontology annotation, molecular function: RNA binding; protein binding. Lineage: Eukaryota; Viridiplantae; Streptophyta; Magnoliopsida; Fabales; Fabaceae. The transcript has a single exon. Gene Ontology annotation, biological process: RNA modification. Bases 32 to 1903 code for a protein of 623 amino acids.
ACUGGGUGUUGAGGUGGUUAAUGGCAGUUAGAUGAAUGUAACUAGAAUCCAAAGAGUUGUUCUCCUCAACAACCAAUGCCGUCGCUGUUUCUCGACAUCAACCUGCUUCGACAUAGCAACUUGCAUUGCGUCCCUUCAGUCAUGUGCCCACCAUGCCAACCUCUCCAAAGGCAAGGAGCUCCAUUUGUAUGCAAUCAAAAGCGGGUAUCUUGCAUCGCCGCUUGUCGUAACCAGCCUCAUUAACAUGUACUCGAAGUGCACCCUCAUGAGCAAUGCCUUCAAGGUCUUCAACUACCCUACCGAUCUUGAUAAGAAUGUCUUCGCCUACAAUGCUGUCAUUGCUGGAUUUGUUGGGAAUGGGCUUUCCCUUGAUGGCUUCUUGGUUUACAAGCGAAUGCGCCAUCUGGGUGUCACUCCGGAUAAGUACACAUUCCCGUGUGUGAUCAGAGCCUGUGUGGAGGAUUUAGAGGUUAAGAAGAUUCAUGGAUUGUUGUUUAAGUUUGGAUUGGAGUUGGAUGUGUUUGUAGGGAGUGCUCUGGUUAAUACUUAUAUGAAAUUUGGGUUGGUGAUGGAUGCACAUGAGGUGUUUGAGGAAUUGCCUGUUAGAGAUUUGGUACUUUGGAACUCAAUGCUCAAUGGGUAUGCACAAGUUGGGCUGUUUGAGGAGGCUCUGGAGGCAUUUAGGAGGAUGAGGAAGAAUGGAGUGGUUGCUUGUAGGUUUACUGUUACAGGUGUUUUAUCUAUUUUUUCUGUGAUUGGAGACCUUUGCAAUGGAAGAGCUGUUCAUGGAUUUGUGAUGAAAAUGGGUUAUGAUUCCAGUGUGGUUGUUUCGAAUGCACUGAUUGAUAUGUAUGGGAAAUGCAAAUGCAUUACUGAUGCCUUGGGUGUUUUUGAGAUGAUGGACGAGAAGGAUAUCUUUACAUGGAACUCAAUCAUCUCUGCUCAUGAAUGUUGCGAUGAUCAUUAUGGAACUUUGAGGCUCUUUGAUAGGAUGCUGGGAAACAAGGUUCAACCUGACUUGGUCACAAUUACGGCAGUGCUUCCGGCUUGUACUCAUCUAGCAGCCUUGAUGCAUGGUAGAGAGAUACAUGGGUUUAUGAUUGUAAAUGGGUUGGGAAAAGAUGGAAGCAACAAUGGUUUUGAUGAUGUUCUGUUGAAAAAUGCUCUGAUGGACAUGUAUGCCAAAUGUGGAAAUAUGAGGGAUGCUCGCAUGGUUUUCAAUAAAAUGAGAGAAAAGGAUGUGGCCUCAUGGAACAUAAUGAUCACUGGUUAUGGAAUGCAUGGCUAUGGUGAUGAGGCACUGGACACAUUUUCUCGUAUGUGUCAAGCUCAGAUGGUGCCUAAUGAAAUUAGUUUUGUUGGAUUGUUAUCCGCAUGCAACCAUGCCGGCAUGGUGGAAGAGGGGCUUGAGUUUCUAGCCGUAAUGGAAUCAAAAUAUGGCGUCUCACCAUCCAUUGAACACUACACCUGCGUGAUUGACAUGCUCAGUCGAGCUGGAAAGCUCACGGAGGCAUAUGAGUUGGUACGAACAAUGCCCUAUCAAGCUGAUCCUGUAGGAUGGAGGUCUUUGCUGGCAGCAUGCCGUCUCCAUAAGGACCCGGACUUGGCUGAGAUUGCUGCGAGCAAGGUGAUUGAACUUGAACCGGACCAUUGUGGGAACUAUGUAUUGAUGGCAAAUGUUUACGGAGUUGCUGGUCGAUAUGAAGAAGUAUCAGAGGUGAGAUAUGCAAUGAGGGAACAGAAUGUGAAGAAGAGUCCAGGGUGUAGCUGGAUUGAGCUCAUAAAUGGCUUGCAUGUUUUUGUAACAGGUGAUAGGACCCAUCCCCAAACAGAAAUAAUUUAUUCUGGUUUAAAUUCAUUGGCAACAGUUAUGCAUGAGUAUGGAUAUGUCCCAUUGAUCUAGCAUUUGGUAUGCAAGAGAAAGUCUAUUCACACAUCAAAAUGUAAACUUCCCUUUGCUUAAGAGGUAGUCCAAAAGUUGCUUUGAAUUAAUGUCAAUUGUCCACAUUAAUUGUAAUUAUUAGGAUUGCUCAUAACUCUACAUAGGAUAUUUAUAUCAGCUACCGG